CUGUUAUAUUCCCAACCUCUAAGUAUAAUUAGUACAAGCCUGUGAUAAGCCUUUGCAGUCACUUACAUUCAGCGCCCAUGGAGCCCACGUCGCCAGUACCACCGUUAGCUCCAUUUCCUCCAGAUCCACCUGGUGAACAUCGCAGUCGUGCACCAGAAUUUUACGGCUUUGUAGCUUGGACUUCUACCUCUGUCGUGUUUGUCCUCUAUGUGCUAUGGGCCCUGCUCCCAGAUGAAUAUAUUGUCUGGCUGGGCGUAGAAUGGUAUCCGAGUAGGGAGUGGGCUCUGCUUCUUCCGGCAUACUCCAUUGUACUCGUACUUUUGACGUACUCUGUCUAUUUUUCCAUCGCAAUCGCACGUACUCCCGCCUUCUCUGAUCCCAACACGCUCAUUGAUACCAAAGCACACCUUCCUGCGUUAAAUGCAAAUCAGUAUUUUAAACAUGCGGAUCCGGAUGCUAUCCCUGAACUGUACGACAUUCCCAUCGGACUUGUCAAUCGUGUGGUGUAUACAAACCGCAUCGCUUGCCAAAUGAAAAGCGGCCGCCUCGAGAAAGUUUAAGCAAAGGUGACAAAGUUCAAGCAUCCCCUAAAACCCCAUAAUUUAAUGCUGCGGCGGAUAUAGUACAAUUGCUAGCUAAUAACUAUCUAUCGUAACCCAUGCGUUGAGUGUCCAGUAUUUGAUCAAAACU
Suillus paluster is the source of this 690-nucleotide messenger RNA. Its product is annotated as PIG-P. The record is from RefSeq and is a predicted model, not a curated record. Bases 78 to 560 code for a protein of 160 amino acids. The transcript has 3 exons. Lineage: Eukaryota; Fungi; Basidiomycota; Agaricomycetes; Boletales; Suillaceae.